AGUACAAAUUCGCGAGGGUGCAGGGUUAUGCUAUCGGCAUGUACCUCGCCUUGCUCUACAACAGGCACUAGUGUCCGGUACGCCUCGAAGCAGGGUACCUUGGAGAUGAACAAGGCACCGCUCUCUCUCUCUCUUUUUCGACCGCUCUCUCUCUCUCUCUUUUUCGAGCGGUGCAAAAGCGCCAGCGCUCUCUCCCUCUCCUUCCUCUCACUCUCUCUCUAUUUUUCGAGCUCAAUUUGUGAGCAACAGCGCCCGCGCUCGCGCUUUCUCCCUCUUCUUCCUCUACUGUCUGCGUGCGAAAGAGCUGCGAGCACAACACUAACAUCAACAGCAGUACAAGAAGCCGCAAGACGAGAAGAAAAAAAUAUUGAUUCCUCAUCUCUCCAUACUUUGGGAAUGUGCAUUUCUCUCGUAGGGAAGGUGAAGGAAAGAUGCCCCUUUCUUCAAGAGACAUGCAUACACAAAGAAGAUUUUUGAAUGCAUGGAAUGGAAUGGUGCUGUUAGGAUAAUUGUCUCGUGACCUGCUUGCUGCUAUUGAGUUAUUAGUUGAUCAGUUGGCAAGAAAGAUUUUUCAGAAUGAAGUUCAAGAUCGAUGAACUCACCGUCUACUUCCCCUAUGAGCACAUAUACCCAGAGCAGUAUGAGUACAUGGUCGAGCUGAAGCAUGCCCUUGAUGCAAAGGGCCACUGCCUCCUCGAGAUGCCCACAGGCACUGGAAAGACCAUCACCCUCCUCUCCCUCAUCACAUCCUAUCUCCUUUCAUCUAACCAAUCCAAUGGCAUCAAGAAGCUCAUCUACUGCACCCGCACCGUCCAUGAGAUGGAGAAGGUCCUGGCUGAGCUGCGCCUCCUCCAUGAGUUCCAGCUCUCUCAGCUUGGCCCCUCUGCACGCCUGCUCGCCCUCGGUCUUAGCUCCCGAAAGAACCUUUGCAUAAAUCCUUCCGUCAACUCUGCCUCCUCUCGUGACAGCGUUGAUGCCGGCUGCCGCAAGCUCACUGCAUCCUGGGUGCGCGCCCUCGCUGCUGACAACCCCAACAUCCCCAUGUGCCAAUUUUACGAGAAAUAUGACAGAGAAGCAUCAUCCUCGGAAGGUGUUCUCUUGCCCCCCGGGGUUUACACCCUCCAGGACCUUCGUGCCUAUGGAAGGGAGAAGGGGUGGUGCCCAUACUUCUUGGCGCGCCAUAUGAUCCGCUUCGCAAAUGUGGUGGUGUACAACUAUCAGUACCUGCUGGACCCAAAGGUGGCAGGGAUCAUAUCUCGGGAGAUGCAGAGGGAGUGCAUUGUUGUGUUUGAUGAGGCCCAUAACAUCGACAAUGUGUGCAUUGAGGCUCUCAGCGUCAAUAUCAGGCAGCAGACUCUUGAUGGUGCCACCCGGAACCUCAAGAAGAUUGCCCAAACCAUUGAAAAGUUCAAGGCUACAGAUGCAAAUAGGUUGCGCUCUGAGUAUAAUAGGCUUGUGGAGGGUUUGGCACACAGAGGGAAUUUGCCUGUCACGGACUCCUGGCUUUCCAACCCUGUUUUGCCCGAGGACAUUCUGAGGGAGGCUGUGCCUGGGAGUAUUCGGAAAGCCGAGCAUUUUCUAGGUGUUUUAAGGAGGCUCGUACAAUAUUUGGAUGGCCGUUUGCAAACUGAGAAUGUGGAGACUGAAGGGCCAGUGGCUUUUGUGGCCUCAAUAAGCACCCAAGCUGGGAUUGAUCAGAAAAUACUGAAAUUUUGCUAUGAUCGUUUGCAUUCCCUUCUUUUGACGCUUGAAAUUGCUGAGACUGAUGAAUUCUUACAUAUCCAAACUGUUUGUGAUUUCGCUACAUUAGUUGCCACCUACUCACACGGGUUUUCCAUCAUAAUUGAACCUUUUGAUGAGAGGAUGCCACAUGUACCAGAUCCGAUAUUACAGCUUAGCUGCCUCGAUGCAUCACUUGCGAUAAAGCCUGUUUUUGAACGGUUCCAGUCCGUUGUAAUAACUUCAGGGACUCUGAGCCCCGUUGAUUUAUAUCCUCGUCUUCUGAAAUUCAACCCUGUUGUUAGUCAGAGUUUCACAAUGUCUCUAACAAGGGAUUGCCUAUGUCCGAUGGUUCUGACACGUGGAAGCGAUCAACUUCCAGUAAGUACAAAGUUUGAUAUGCGAAGUGAUCCUGGUGUAGUUAGGAACUAUGGGAGGCUGUUGUUGGAGAUGGUGGCUGCUGUACCAGAUGGCAUUGUUUGUUUCUUUGUCAGCUACUCUUAUAUGGAUGGCAUAGUUAAUAGCUGGAAUGAAAUGGGUAUUUUACAGGAUGUAAUGCAGCAUAAGCUUGUCUUUAUUGAGACACAAGAUGUAGUAGAAACUACUUUGGCUUUAGAUAACUAUCGCAAGGCUUGUGACUGCGGUAGGGGAGCAGUCUUUUUCUCUGUCGCCAGGGGAAAAGUAGCUGAAGGUAUAGACUUCGAUCGCCACUAUGGGAGGCUUGUUAUCAUGUUUGGGGUUCCUUUUCAAUACACUUUGAGCAGAAUCCUGCUUGCCCGGUUAGAGUAUUUGAGAGAGACAUUUCAGAUAAAGGAGGGGGACUUCCUGACUUUUGAUGCUGUGAGGCAAGCUGCACAAUGUGUUGGCCGUGUUAUUCGCUCCAAAUCAGAUUAUGGCAUGAUGAUUUUUGCUGACAAGAGAUAUAGCCGUCAUGAUAAGCGAUCAAAAUUACCUGGAUGGAUAUUAUCACAUCUUCAUGAUGCACACCUUAAUCUGAGUACUGACAUGGCUUUACAUAUUGCACGUGAGUUCCUGCGUAAAAUGGCCCAACCAUAUGACAAAUCUGGUGGCGGCAGUGGCAAGAAAACUCUUUUGUCACAAGAAGAUUUAGAGAAAAUGGAGAGGACCAUGGGCAUGAUGUUUUGAAGGGAGCGACCGUCAACCUACCAUGGGCGAGUUACUUAAGCAUUUUAUGCAGCUUCUUGAAAGACCGAUGAAGGUGCGUGUUUUGGUGAGCAGAGAAUGAAGUAGCAGCUGCAGUUAACCAGCUGGCCUCACCCAGCUUGAUUUCAGAUUCUCCAAUUUGACGAAGAGUACUCCCGCUGUUAGUCACCGUGUAGAUUCGUAUUCUUCAAUUUUGCUUAGCACUCUUGUUGUCAGCCAAUUUUGUCUAGCGAUUUAUUUAUACUCUAGUUCUCCUUUUCUUGAUUUAGAUUGGUUUUUUCGCUCUCAAAUAUGUAAAUUCCGAUGUUUUGAUGCCUAUUGCAUGGCAAACCCAAGCUGAGUUGAGGCUGUAGCAUAUAUAUUAUAUAUAUAUGUGGACACGGUUUUUAUGAGUCCA
This is a messenger RNA of Amborella trichopoda, 3280 nucleotides long. It is a transcript of the gene UVH6, whose product is annotated as RAD3-like DNA-binding helicase protein. Gene Ontology annotation, biological process: nucleotide-excision repair; positive regulation of mitotic recombination; transcription by RNA polymerase II. Gene Ontology annotation, molecular function: DNA helicase activity; hydrolase activity, acting on acid anhydrides, in phosphorus-containing anhydrides; damaged DNA binding. Gene Ontology annotation, cellular component: nucleus. Lineage: Eukaryota; Viridiplantae; Streptophyta; Magnoliopsida; Amborellales; Amborellaceae. The record is from RefSeq and is a predicted model, not a curated record.